GCCAAUUAAUGUCCUGUGUGACCUGCUCUUGCUGGCAAUCAUAGAUAUUUGGGCUAGCUCCUCAUGCUUUUCCAUGCUCCUGUAAGUAAUGAAUUCAAUAAAGGCAUGGGGCUUGGGGCACCCAGAAGGAAUCAUGCGGCCAAAGCAAAAGAAGGAGGGUUACAAUAAAGAAUGGGGGCAAAAGAAAAGAAGUACAUUGCCAAACCCACCUCAGGAUCACAAGUUGGAGAAGAAGGCUCUUCGAUUGUGCGUGAAACCCAGAUGAAACUCCUUUCCUUUCUUUCUCCACCCUUCUCGUACUUGCAUCUGUCUCUGUUCAUGCAAGAUCCCAAGAACCACGAAUCUAACGCAAGGAAGCCAUGGUACCAGAGAGCAAUAGGAAUGGGGAGCCUGUGGAAAUCGAUUUCCAAGUCGGUGGCCACGGAAAUUCCCAGCGGAAACGAGGGCCAAGUGCCCAGAUCAAGUUCCAACUCCAAUAAGAACAAGCAGCAGCUAAGAAAAUGCACGUCUCUCAAGGUGGCCACUUCCUUCACAAGGGUAUGCCUCUGCGCGCCCAUCUCUUCCUACAAUAAAGUCUUCCGAGCGGAGGUUCCUCCCAGGAGGAGCAACAGUUUCCCCAGAGCGAAACCAUUACAGUCUAGCGCCAGCUCCUGUCAUGCCCAAGAAGGAAUACUUGCCAGUGCCAGGCUCAGCACGGAGGGGAGAAGAGUUUUCAGGGGGAAAUCAUUGACUGAUGAUGUCCUCAUGAGGAGGUUUGUGAUUGAAGAAGAAGCCAUGAUGCAAAUCAGGAGAAGAAAUCAAAUGGAUGUUAUUCGAAGGAGUAUGGUGAGGAGACACAAGCUCGGCCCUAGUCCCCUGUGCAGAAUGGUUUUGGCUGAGCCUCAUUAGUCAUCACAAUCACCAAACCUAAUUCAUUUUUCUCUCAUCCCCUUCAUUUUAAAUUUCAUCUCUAUGCACGCUUUUCCCUCACCCAAAUUUAAGCAUUUUUUUUAAACAAAAAAAGAGUUUAUGAUGGGGGCGCCCUUGAUCAAGAACAAAUCUUCCCAACUCACUCCUCCUCCUCCUCCUCGUGUUUUGCUUACAAGACACUCAAACUUGACAGUAAGACCCAGUCGAUCAAGGGCAAUGCUUAUUUAAUUUGUAUUUGGAGGCCUUGUUAGGUUGUUCAAUCGGCGCUAACCAGGCUCUCGUGACGCAUUUGCUCUGUCACACAUCCCGGCCCAAUUAUAGUCUUAUGGAUCUCUGUCGGCCAUCCUGUUCACAUUUUUUAAGCUAAGCGAUACACGUAUGAUAUAUUCUUUCAGCUUUC
Prosopis cineraria is the source of this 1309-nucleotide messenger RNA. RefSeq lists its product as uncharacterized. The transcript is spliced from 3 exons. The record is from RefSeq and is a predicted model, not a curated record. The coding region runs from base 172 to 888 and encodes 238 amino acids. NCBI's taxonomy places the organism in Eukaryota, Viridiplantae, Streptophyta, Magnoliopsida, Fabales, Fabaceae.